CUCCCGAGUCCAGCCAGCUACUACUUUUUUUUUUUUUCCCAGUCCUGCAAUGCGGGGCAAUUCGAGCGGAUUCCGACCCAACCACGGGAGCUCGCCGGCGCGCGGGCGCGGCCCGCAGCUGAGCGGCGCGGCGCAAAUCCAAAUCCCCCAGCGAGGGCGGACGGCGAUCGGCGUCGACCGCGCGGAGGCCGCCGCCGCGAGGGCCUACGCGGAGCUCGUUGCCGCGGGCGAGGGCGUGUCGGCGUGGCGGGUGUCGCAUGCGGCGGCGCUGUCCCUCCAGCUCCACUCCUGGGGAGCUCUCGGCUACGGCUACCACGACGUCCCUACCUUGCGCCACAUCCAAUUCGUCGAAGGGAAGGUGAAUGCAUUUAUACAUUGCUUUGUCAGCGUGCGGAGAAUGACAUCGGUGCAUGAUUUGAAUGUUGAAAUAUGCAAGAGUGAGGGAGUUGAGAAAUUCGAAGAUCUUGGACUUGGAAGUCUCCUUCGUCAUCCGCUUGUUCAGAGUUACUUUUCGAUCUCUCGCGAUGCAACUGAAAUAUGCCAGAUAACUACGGAAAAUUUGGUUUCUCACCUCUCCACAUUCAUUUAUAGAUACAGAUACAAUGAGACUGUUCCUGUGGAGGAAUUUCUAGAUUCUCUAGUCAAGAGGUAUGCAGUUGCUGGGAGAGAACAUCUAGGCGUGCGAGUUCAGAGCUUCGGGUUGUAUAUCAAGUUUAUAAAGGGAGCAAGAAGAGCGGAGAGUGCUGCUCUUAAAUCUCUCAGGGAAAGUGGAUUAUGGAAAGAACAGAUGGAAAGUUCAUCGGAUGCCCCUCUGGUUCACGUGGACUCUUUCUCAGCACCAUCUGAUGAUUUCAGUGACUCAUUACAGGGACUCUUUUCUUUGGAUAACAUCAUGGACAUUCGUAGUUCUAAAACUCGAAAUGUAGUAGUCGAUCAGAAAAAGAAAAAGAAACUUGAAAAACAAGGUCAUGUAGAUCCGCAAAAGGUACAGAAACUUGCAUUGACAAAUGAAGAACUUAUGAGGUUUGUUGCAAGCUGGAAGGAGGUAUGCCAGAAACACUCUCCAGCCGAGGUUGCUGGAUUGAUGUUCCAUGUUUAUGGGGUAUCUGAAAAACGGAAGAGGAAGAUGCAAAGAUUGUUUCUAUCUUAUCCUGGCGUUGGUUUGCUGAAUGUUGCUAUUCAAUGUAUAAAAGAUGGACUACUGGAUAGCCUUGUGGAAGGCACUUCAGUUCGCGAGUCCAUUAGCAACACCGUUGCAGAAGAUGCUUGUGUUCAUGGCACAACCAGCACUUCUAUCAAUAUGGUUGAUAAUCAGCCUGCAUCAGGACAAAACACAUCAUCAAAUGAAUGCGAAGGCGCAGAUAAAUUUGGGAGAAGUGCUGACGUUGAUGAUGUUCUAAGACAGAUUGCCACCUACUUUGGAUUAAAUUACUGUGUCUCUGACCAGAAGGAAGUUCCACUUGAAAAGAAAUUUGUAUUUCAUGAUUGCGAGAGAUGGUUAAUUCAAAAAUUUUCUGUCAAGGAAUUUAAAGAUCUUGGUUUUGGGAACUUCUCCGAGUUUUUAGAAAAACAUAUCUCUAUGCUCUCUAAAGGAUUACACGCGCUCUUAACUAAUGGCACCUGUAGAAAUCCUCUGGAAGUUUCAAUGCUUGAGCAACAGCUCCUUGUUAUGCUAGAUCAAGCUGCAAGGAACAUGAGAGAUAAAUGUGUUCUUAAUAAGCAGUGUCUUGCCAUGCUUUUAAAAAACCAAUUUCCCACUAUAAGUUUUCAGAUAAUGGCGGAUGAAUCUGAAGAGGCUUUCUGUGAUGCUACUAAAAGCCACCGCAACUGUGGCACUCUGAGUUCGCUUCUUUUUUCUGGUACAUUAUCAGGGAGGUGCUACAGUGCAAACUUAUUAUCAAACAUUGAGAGAGUUUCAGAAAGCUCAGCUAAAUCUUCUGAUGUCACUCUUAACCCAUGUCACUGUAUUGGUUCUCUGGGGCCUGUUUCUACUAAAGAUGCAAAGGAAAUUUUACUGAAAGCGCCAUUGCUCUCAGAUCUACAAUCUUGGUCGCAUUGGGAUCACUUAUUUGCUCCUUCACUUGGUCCUCUUGUAGAGUGGUUGAUAAAUGAAGGUUAUAUUGAUGGAUUAUUGUGCAUUCUGACACGAGACGGUCGACUCAUUAGGAUCAAUAAUUCAGCUUCUUUCGAUGAACUUCUUGAAGCUUUUAUACAAGGUUCAGCAGCCAAAGUGGUGCUACAGUUGUUAUCAUUGUUUGGAUCGUAUGGGGGCUUGCAUCAGGUUCCUCAGUCCCUUCUCAAAUGUUAUGUUGAGCGUGCAAUUACCAUAAAACUAAAGAAUUUUUCAUACCCUUCGGAAGCAAAACUUACCAAAGAGAUCGAGGGAAAUAGAAAAGUAGGUGAACUAUUUGAGGACUUCAGUAUGGAAAGCAAUUCGUAUUCUCUUGUGUCAAGGUGUAUUAUUGACUGCCUUUGGCUUCUCCCUUCAGAGUUUCGCAGUUUUAUGGCAGAGAUAAUGGUUUCGAUCUUUCGUGCUUUCGCCAAAGAUGCUGCUUCAAUUGUCUUAAAUGAAUGUAAGCAGAUUGAUGAACGUAUUAUGCUUCAUGACAUUGGUCUGACCCUUCACAUAGAUGAAUGGAUAAAUGAUUACAGAGAUUUUAAUUUAGGAGCUGCUGCUGACUUGUUCACAUCAUCCAGAACUACAGAUGGAGUAUCCGACCUUAAAAAAGAGUUACAUGAUACAUCCAAUGUAUCUGGGAAUUUAUCUCAUACUGGCAGCAAAAUGCUACUUAACUAUGAAAAUAAUUUGAAAAGUUUAGAUCAGCAUGAGAAAACACUUAAACAGGAUACCAAAAUGAUAGUUUGUACAGAAAAACUUGGUGGGGAAAUUGUUGACGAUCUCCAUUCCAACAUAUCAGAUGAUAAAAGAAUCAAGGAUGCAAGGAUUCUUAUUGAAACAAUAAGGCGUGAGGAAUUUGGCAUAGACCCGGAUGCCCCAAUUGCUGCAAGUAGUUUUCUGAAGAAGCAACAUGCUCGCCUUGGGAGAGCGAUUCAUUGUCUUUCACGUGAGCUGUAUUCGCAUGACUCUCAUUUCUUACUUGAGCUGGUGCAGAAUGCUGAUGAUAAUGCUUAUCCAGAUAAUGUGGUACCGACACUAAUUUUCAUUCUUCAACCCACUGGAAUCAUUGUUCUGAACAAUGAAACAGGAUUUUCGGGUCAUAAUAUUAGAGCGCUUUGUGAUGUUGGAUCUUCAACCAAGAAGGGAUCUAGUGCUGGGUAUAUAGGUCAGAAAGGCAUCGGCUUUAAAUCUGUGUUUCGUGUCACAGAUGCUCCGGAAAUACAUUCAAACGGUUUUCAUGUAAAGUUUGAUGUCAGCGAUGGUGAGAUUGGUUUUGUUUUGCCAACAAAUAUUCUUCCAUGCGAUAUCCAGUACAUAAAUAGUAAAUUGUUAUGUGAUCCUGAUCAACCUGGCAUCAGCUCCUCGGGAACUUGUAUUGUGCUUCCAUUCAAGUCAAAGCUUAAACAAGGAAUGGGCAUGACAUCCAUCAUUUCCAUGUUUUCUGAGUUACAUCCUUCAUUGUUACUCUUUCUUCAUCGGCUUCAAUGCAUAAAGUUCAAGAACAUGCUUGAUGAUAAACUUGUCGUCAUGAAAAAAGAGACAAGCAGUGAUGGCAUUGUUGCGAUUUCCCAUGGUAAAGAGAAGAUGAGCUGGUUGGUUGUCAGCAAAGAUUUGCAAGCUUCCAUCAUUCGUCCUGAAAUAAAAAUCACCAAGGUUGCCAUCGCUUUCACGCUUCAGACGUCUAGCGAUGGAAAUUAUGAACCACAUCUGGAUCAACAACCUGCCUUUGCAUUUCUCCCGCUGAGAAAAUAUGGUCUCAAAUUUAUCGUUCAAGGUGAUUUUUCUUUGCCUUCAUCAAGAGAAGAAAUUGAUCAAGAUAGUGCUUGGAACCAGUGGUUGCUAUCGGAACUUCCUGAUUUGUUCAUUAGUGCUCUGAAAUCAUUCUGCGAGCUUUCUUGCUUUAAAGAGAAUCCAGGAAAAGCUAUCUCUUCUUUCAUGAGUUUUGUUCCUCCUUUAGGGGAAGUUCAUGGCUUUUUUUCUCAUCUCCCACAUAUGAUACUGACUAAGCUGCGCAUGGCGGAUUGUGUGCUCCUCGAAGGCGCCAAUUCACAGUGGGUCCCGCCAUGCAAGGUGCUUAGAGGUUGGGAUGAGCAGGUCCGUACUCUUAUACCUGAGACUUUGCUUCAAAAAUAUGUCGGCCUUGGUUAUUUGCAUAAAGAUAUAAUCUUAUCAGAUUCAUUAGCUAAGGCAUUAGCUGUUCAAGACAACGGCCCAAAACUUCUAAUUCAUGUUUUGUCAUCUAUAUGUGAGGAAAAAGAUGGUAUCGAAACACUGGGUCUUGACUGGCUAUCUUCUUGGCUAAAUGCUUUCAACAAGGCCUUGUGUAUCAACUCAUCUACACCUGUGUUCUAUGGAAGUACGGAGACAGAGUUAGAUCUUUUGAACGAUCUAAGAAAGGUCCCAUUUAUUCCACUUUCGGAUGGUUCAUAUGUCUCUGUGUCUGACGGGCCGAUCUGGUUGCCUUGUGAUGAUAUUACUUUGAGGUCUGGAGAUCAAAAUUUGCUUGGGCAUUUCCCUAAUUUGUAUGUCAAUCUUAGGACUGUGACUCCGUCUAUCUUCUCUACUUUACCAAAUGGUUGCGAUGAAGAAGAAGCAAGAAUACAUAACAUCGUAAGCGCACUACGUAAAAUUGGUGUUCAUCAGCUGUCUGCACAUGAUAUUAUUAGAACGCAUAUCCUCCCACUUACGCCUUGCGAAACAAACACAGAGACCAGUAAGAGGUUACUGAUUGAAUACAUAUCCUUUGUAUUUAAUCACUUUCAAUCAGCUUGCGGGGAUUGCAUUAUGGAGAAGGCGGGCAUAAUCUCUAGCUUACGGCGGAAACGAAUUAUACUUACUAAUCAUGGAUUUAAAUGCCCCUCUGAGGAGCCAGUCCACUUUAGCAAAGAGUUUGGUAACCCCAUUUCUGUACAAAAGUUAAUUGGUGAUUCAACCAUUGUGUGGAAUGAAAUAGAUGUUGUCUAUUUAAAGCACACAAAUACCAAGUUGUUAUCUAAUGGACUUGCCAAGUGGAGGGAAUUCUUUAAAGAUAUUGGUGUUACUGACUUUGUUCAAGUAGUGGAGGUCCAGAAGAAUUCUGCAGAUGUUUUUCCUACUGAAUUUGGGAGUACGAUGUCACAUUUUAGUGAACUGUUUGUGAAGGAUUGGGUUUCGCCAGAAUUGGACAGUUUGGUAUCAGAACUUUCAUCAAAUAGACAACUGGGUAGGUGUAAAUAUCUCCUUAAAGUCUUAGAUGAUAUGUGGGACGAUUAUUUCAGUUCAAAAGCAAACGGGCACACUCUUUAUCAACAUCAAGAUGGGCCAAAAACAUUUACAUCUACAUUCAUGAAAAGCAUCUGCAAUGUCAGAUGGGUAGCCUCAAGCAUGGACAACGAACUUCACUAUCCUGGAAAUCUUUUCUAUGAUUGCGAGCCUGUGAGCUCUAUUCUGGGACCAGUUGCCCCAUAUGCUGUUCCAAGGAUAAAUAACAAAAAACUUUUGGAGCAAAUUGGUUUUAAGGUCCAAGUUACAUUCGGCGAUGUCAUGAAAGUACUUCAGCACUGGAAAGAAUCUACAUCUUUUAAAGCCAGUAUUUCUCAAAUGUCCAAGUUAUAUGCUUUUGUUCGGGAUGAACUAUCUUCAUCAAGGGAAAAAACAGCGGAGCUCAGAUCAGGUCUCUACGUAUUUAUGCCAUCUGCGUACACCUCUAAUUACGCGGACAUCGUGCCUGGUAACUUUACGUCUCCCAGUGAAGUUUUCUGGCAUGACCCCACUGGUUGUCUUGAUCUGAUAAGAGAGAUAAAUCUUGAGUGUGGCACAGAUUAUGAAAGUAAAAGUUCCAAACACUUGACAGUUUCUAGUCUUUAUCCAGACCUGCGUGAUUUUUUUGUAAAUGAUUGUGGUGUGCCAGAGGCUCCUUCUACUGAUAUAUAUUUUCUGGUGUUAGUUCAGUUGUCACAAAUUACAUCACCUUCAAGGGCUGCUCAUAAAGUAUUUCGGAUUCUCUCAAAAUGGGCUGAUGAUUUCUACUCUGGACCAACGAAGCUUGAAAAAUUACCGCACUUGAAAGAAAGUCUUCUUAAACAGGAAAACACUGUGCUUCCCACCAUGCAGGACAAAUGGGUAUCUCUCCAUCCCCACUUCGGCCCCGUCUGUUGGACUGACAGUAAAGAACUAAUGGAACAGUUCAAAGAUGUCCCUGAUGUUUAUCUUCUACAAUUCGGUGAGCUUAGUGAUGCUGAAAAGGCAACACUUUCUGGAGUAGUUGCUGCUUUGCUGCGAGAUAUUGGUGUUCCUAACCUAUCAGAGGUGGUCUCUCGUGAAGCCAUAUUCUAUGGUCUGAUGGAUAACUCUGAGCAAGUAGAUAUGGUCGAUUGGGCUCUUCCUUAUGCACAGCGCUAUAUAUACAAGAAGCAUCCAGAGAUAUACCUUGACUUGAAAAGGUUUGAAAAUGAAAAGAUUGGCCAGCUACAAGUUAUAGUGGUUGAGAAACUCUUCUAUAAGCAUACUCUAAAGGGUAAUAACAGUAGCAGCAAUAAACGAUCAGAGUGCAGUUGUCUUUUGCAGGGAAAUACCUUGUAUGCUACAGAUGGAGUGGAUACACAUUCGCUAUUUUUGGAGCUUUCUCGCCUUUUCUUUCAUGGGAUUCCUGAAUUACAUAUCACGAAUUUCCUUCACACAAUUGCAUAUAUGGUCAAGUUGGGCUCCACGAAAGAGCAGUUAGAAGAGUACGUCAUGACAAACCAACAUCUUCCUGAACUUCCUGCUGGGGAAACUGUCUGGUCGCUUUCCCGCGGUUCUGCACUUGAUGAGAAUGAAGUUUGUGCUCCAGCUUUUAAUUUACCCAAAACUUUCCUACAAAAAAGUUUGAAUAUAACCAAGAACCAAGCAAGGGCAUCCAACUGGCCUCCAACAUCUUGGGGCCCCACAAAUUCUGCGCCAGAACAUUAUGCAACAGUUGCCGAUCUUGUAAAAGAACAAACUGGAUCUGCAGCUGUUACUUGCUCGCAUGAUCUUCCUGAAAGUACAGAUGACGGUCAAGAAUCAAACGCAAGUUGUUUAGUCGAGAAGGGGAUAGUUUCAAUUCCCAAGUCUGUACUUGAGCAAUCAGCUUCAGAUCUCGAAGCUGAUCUUGAGCAGGAUAGGUUAUGCAUGGGACCUCAAGAUCUGCACCAAUCUUACAGCACAGGUCGGGCAGGAGAGAUUACAGCCUACAAGUAUUUCACGAAGAAACUUGGUUCUGAAGCUGUAAAAUGGGUAAAUGAAGAGUCAGAAACGGGUUUGCCAUACGACCUUAUCGUUGAGAAAGAGAACAAGAAGGAAUAUGUCGAGGUAAAAGCUACGACAUCCUCAAGCAAAGAUUGGUUUUCUAUCUCGACGAUGGAGUGGAAUUUUGCGAUUGAGAAAGGCGAUUUAUACAGCAUUGCUUGGGUCUUCUUGUCUGAGGCGACGAAUUCAAAUAUAUUAAUCUUGAAGAAUCCAGUGAAGCUCUGUCAGCAACGUGUCUUGCAGCUUGCACUACUUAUGCCGCAAGGCUCGGAGAAGUCCGUUAAUUCACCUGCUCAGUAAUUUCUGGCUUCCCCGGUAAUUCCAAUACUGCGACAAUCUCUUUUCUUUAUUUUUCAAAGAAACAGGAGUCUGCUGAAUGGACAAAUAACAGAAAUGAGAAAUCAAAUUUCAAAAAAUAGAAAAGGUAAGAUUCCAUCCCUAGAAUGCCCAAUGUGUCGAUAAUGUUUAUUUUUCAAUUCACUACAGAACUUGGAUAUUUUAUAUUUAUAUGUAUAGAUUGAAGUUUGUUUAACUUAUUCUGUUGGGGGCAGAGCAAAUGUAUCUUUGGGGGCCUCCGAUCACAAGGUGAAGAUGCUUUUGGGAAAAGCACUGAAGAACUGGCACUUAAGGAUUACAGUUUAUUGUAGUAUAGUUGUUAAUGUGAAUUAUAUCGUUGGUUGCUUUAUCUUUCCCUGUAGAUAAAUGUUUUUAAGUGUGUUUGAGAAAAGAACUUGGUUGUCAGAAGAAUGUAAAUCAAGACUAUAGUGUUGUUGUAGAUAUUUGGUUUAUGCUAUUUAAAUUUCGCAAAAUUAACGUGUCUCGUACAUUUGUUGGCAAAUAAAUAUGACUUGUCCACAGGUUCUAACUUU
Messenger RNA from Ananas comosus (pineapple), 8235 nucleotides. RefSeq lists its product as uncharacterized. The record is from RefSeq and is a predicted model, not a curated record. Gene Ontology annotation, cellular component: nucleus. The transcript is spliced from 13 exons. Gene Ontology annotation, biological process: leaf vascular tissue pattern formation; embryo development ending in seed dormancy; root development. Bases 50 to 7666 code for a protein of 2538 amino acids. Lineage: Eukaryota; Viridiplantae; Streptophyta; Magnoliopsida; Poales; Bromeliaceae.